Molecule: messenger RNA, 1206 nt
Organism: Schistosoma turkestanicum
Lineage: Eukaryota; Metazoa; Platyhelminthes; Trematoda; Strigeidida; Schistosomatidae
Source: the annotation of a GenBank genome assembly
UUUGUAACCAUGAAUCGAUCAAUGUUAGACCAUCAUUGGAAACCUGUGUUAGUUUGAAUGGAAUUGUGGUAUGUUUUUUUGGCACAAUUUGUAUAUCACAUGGUUUGUUCGAUAAUCACAACUAAAUUGUGAAGUUGGUAGAUAGAAGAGGAGUAGGAGGAGCCGAAUUAUUGUUACAUCUCUCUAUAUCAUCAUUAUGACAAGAAUGAAAUUAUCAGAAAAUUAUCGAAGUCAGAAGAAGAAUACCAGAGUACAAAUUCCUAACAAGUCAAAUGAUAAUAACAAUCAAGUGAUUGUUGUUAGUGAAUUUGUUCGAGCAUUUGUUCGACGUCAUGUCACUGAAACUCAACGAACUCAAUCGGAUUUAUGUUGGCGUCCAGGUUCUAAUAUUAGUCAUAAUAUAAAUCUUUUGCCUCAAUCAACCAAAAUUCAUCGUCAAUUGAAACGAUCCAGACGUAUAACUACUACUUUGACAAACAAUGAUUCUUCUCUUAUUGUGAAAAAGAGAAAGAGUAAAUCUUUCACUAAAUCAUUAUUAAUUGAAAAACCAUCUGUAAUAGCUUCUGAUUUACCAAUUAAAUUACAUAGUUUAUGGAAUGGUUAUUUCCAGUCAGUGAUGUCAAUGCUUCUCAAUAAGUUAAAUAAUAAUAAUAACGCUAGUAUUAAUUUUAAUAUGACGAAAAAUUUGGAUACAGUUUUACGCUUGAAUUUAAUUGGUGCUCAAUUGAAAAUUUUACGUUCAACAUCAUGUCGAGCAGGUGUUGAAGGUAUUGUAAUAAUGGAAACAAAGAAUACAUUCUCUUUAGCUGUGAAAUCACAAAAUCAAUUAACAUCGUCGUCGUCAUCAUCAACCUCAACUCAAUCUUCAGUCACACUUAUAACUGUUCCAAAAUCAGGUUCCUUGUUCUUACUCACAUUACCUCAACUGAUUACUAAACCAAACGAUAAUAAUAACAAUAGCAAUAAUAGUAAUAAUAAUACUAAUAAUACUGCUAUUCAAUAUAAUAAAAAUCAAAAAAUUCAAAUCUUGUUAAAUGGUGAUCAUUUAACUUAUCGUACAGUUGAUCGAGCUAUACGUAAAUGGCGUUAUACACCUACAACAGCAUAUGAAUAUAAUCAAAGUACAUUGUCAACGGAAGCGAUUUUCUCCAAUGUAUUAAUUGAUAAUGUAAUCAAUCAAUAGUUAAUUGAUUUUCAAUGAAUUCA